CUCAGAAAAAAGAAAAACAAAAAAUAAAUAAUCCCAGAGGGUUUAUACGGUCAUAAACCCUAAACCCUUUCUCCUCCUCAUUUCCACCUCCGUUUCCUCCAUUGCCGAUCUUCAGAGUCUCUACCCCCUCGGCAGACAUGAGCAAAGGGCCUGCUUUCUUCUCUGAAUUCGGAAAGAAAGCUAAAGACGUGCUCACCAAGGACUACUGCUCCGAUCAGAGGUUCACUGUCUGCAGCAAGAGUGCGACUGGACUGGCCCUUAGCUCCAGUGUUGGGAAGAAUGGCGGUCUCUCCUCAGGAAAUCUGUCAGCACGAUACAGGCACAAAAAUGCUGUUCUCAAUGUCAAAGUCGACACAGAAUCAAAUCAGAUCUUAACAACUGUCACCAUUACAGACAUCUUGCCAUCAACAAAAACAGUUGCCUCUUUGAAACUUCCCGAUUAUGACUCUGGAAAGUUGGCGACACAAUAUUGCCAUGAACAUGCAACGUUCAGCAUCGCUGUCUCGACGAAUCGUUCCCCAGCUGUUGAUUUUUCUGCAACAAUUGGCACCCCAAGUAUUGCCUUUGGGGCUGAAUCAAGCUACAUGACUGGCUCUCGUAAGUUUCUGAAGUAUAAUGCUGGAGUCAGCAUGACAAAGCCAAAUUCAAAUGCUUCAGUCAUCCUGGCUGACAAGGGGGACUCAUUAAGGUUUUCAUAUCUGCACUAUCUAGAUCAGCUAAAUGGGGGUGCUGUGGUCGGAGAAAUCAGUAGAAAGUUCUCAACCAAUGAGAACACACUUACUGUCGGCUGUUCAUAUUUGGUCGAUCCUCACACAGGCAUGAAGGCAAAGCUCAACAACCACGGGAAUCUUGGGGCGCUGCUACAACACGAGCUCAGGCCCAAGUCAUAUCUGACGAUAUCAGGCUCCUUCGACACCAAGGCACUUCAGAGGAAUCCAAAGUUUGGGUUGGCUCUCUCUCUGAAGCCCUGAACAGUACAAUUCAUAGACAUCGUUGAUUCAAUGCAGCCGAUGGGAAUUCCAUCAUAAAGGAUUUUUAAACGGAAGAUAUCUCUUCUUAGGUAAUUUACACACAGUAUUCUUGUGCGAUACUUGGUUCGAUUCUUGUAAGCCGAACCAAUUAGACUACAUUUUUGGGGACUCGGACGAUUUCCUUGGAUAAAACAAUGUUAUCUAUGUGAGGCCAUUGCCCUCUGAUGUGGAUUUGAUGA
Molecule: messenger RNA, 1210 nt
Organism: Punica granatum (pomegranate)
Lineage: Eukaryota; Viridiplantae; Streptophyta; Magnoliopsida; Myrtales; Lythraceae
Source: RefSeq, a predicted model, not a curated record